Molecule: messenger RNA, 554 nt
Organism: Asparagus officinalis (garden asparagus)
Lineage: Eukaryota; Viridiplantae; Streptophyta; Magnoliopsida; Asparagales; Asparagaceae
Exons: 4
Coding region: 136-546 (136 amino acids)
Source: RefSeq, a predicted model, not a curated record
CAAGAUCUGUUGUUCUUCCUAAUAACAAUGAAAAAAAUAUUGAAGAAAGUGAAGAUAAUUAUAGUGAACCAAUCGGUUCAUCUGAUGAUGUUUGGCAAGAAUUCUCUUACGCACAGAAUGUGGCGCUGGAUGUAGAUGAGGAGGAGGAUGAGGAGGCUCUUUGACCUGGAGGGUGAUCGCUCACGGAGUAUCACCCCAGGUAGUGGUGCUGAUGAUCCACUACCAUCUCCGGAUGCAGAUGCUGGAUAUUCAUCACCCGGCCCCUCUGAUGCAGCACCAGAACCAUCCCCCGACGCAGGUGCUACUUGGACCCCGACAUAUCCAUCAUAUACAUUCCAUACUGACUUGCGGCCAAAGACCCAGGACUUUCUCAGUUUACCUUUACCUCCGGACUCUCAUAAGUCCAAGGCUGAUUCAAGGAAGUACCACCCACGUGCUGCGAGAAGGUAUCAGGAAAUGCUUCCUAUGUUGGAGACUAGGAAAGCUGUUGCACUCGCAGCAAAAGAAAGAGAGAUAGCGAAUGGUAAAUUAUAUAAAUACUUUUAAUUUUCACA